GUAUGGCGCUGGAUGCAUUUUGGCCUGUGGUAUCGGUGCUCGUACGAACCGCAUCAAGCUAUCACCACUGGCUUUACUGACUGGUGAUAUGUGCGCAGCCUUUACAUACCAGUCUGACUGCCAGCAGCGUGAAGAUCUAAGCUACCUCCAAGGCUUUACCAGCAAAUUGGCCUACAAUUUCCAG
Messenger RNA from Durusdinium trenchii, 184 nucleotides. The record is from the annotation of a GenBank genome assembly. NCBI's taxonomy places the organism in Eukaryota, Dinophyceae, Suessiales, Symbiodiniaceae.